This is a messenger RNA of Seminavis robusta, 1152 nucleotides long. Lineage: Eukaryota; Bacillariophyta; Bacillariophyceae; Naviculales; Naviculaceae. The record is from the annotation of a GenBank genome assembly.
CGUGUCCUCAUCCAACUCCUAUUCUUCUUUGUCUGUUGUUGCAAUUGUGAGCAUUCUAAAGUAAUUCAUCCCUUCCAUCUCUCACUACUAGUAUUUUUCGUUGUCAUCUGACUUGGUCAAGAACUCCAUCAGCAUGAAGUCACAGAUUCUAGCUCUUCUUCUGUGCCUGUUUUUGCAACAGGUGGCAAGUGAACAUCUCCCCAGAACCAAAGGGGUUCGAGGUGCAGAGAAGCGAGCUCUACAAGGCAAAGAAGAUAAAGGCAAAGGUAAAGAUGGCAAAGGGAAAAAGGGAGUACUUGGCGUUACGGAAGAGACGGAUCGAGCCGAGACCACCUAUGCCACUGGCGAGGAUGGUAACGCAUUGUACAUCCCGGUGGAUGUAGACGGUUUCGAAGGUAGAGACUACUUUGACUUUGAAGAUACGGAGGAUGCUAUGUUCCAACGUCAGGAUCAGGCAGAUAACAGUACGGUGAUUGAUGUGGCACCUGCAGUUCAGGAGGGGGAAACGGCGAUUGACGCGGCCCCUGAGAUUGAGGUUGAGGAGUUGGAAGACAUUGAUGUGGCCCCUGUGGUUGAGGAAGAAGCGGAGGAAGAAGUAAAACCAGACAAGAAGGGAGAUUCAAACGAUGAGGAGGAAGUUGAAGAGGAGGAGGAAGCUGUGGAGGAAGUGGAAGAAGAGCUGGUGGAGGAAGUGGAAGAUGUACCACAGGCCUCCUCGCAGGUUAACCUACGAAUCUUGGAACUAGAACUUCAAGUGGAUUCGCUGAUGCAGCUGAAUGAAACUGUUGCAGAGCUUCAGGCUCAGAUGAGCAGUGCCUUGCACACAAUCAACACCCACGAAAUGCUCAUCAGCAGUCUUGCUGCGUUGAUAAAUCCAGCAGACUAUAGUGUGAGUGCACAGCUGACCCCACCACCACACAUCUCAAUUGUGAGGAACAAAGAAAAUCCUACUCCGUAAGUCAAGAUUCGAUUCUGCGGUAUCCCAAUAUACGUACCGUACCGGUAGUCUAGGUUGCUGCCAACUGUGGAAUUUGGUAAGGACCGACAAGGAACAUGACGUGUAGGAGGAAUGCGCAAAACAAAAUGCAACACAGCUUCGUUCUAGCGCGAUGCAAGGCUAGCUAAAGCUACACUAGCACAAAUCAAAUCAUC